Molecule: messenger RNA, 2004 nt
Organism: Lepisosteus oculatus (spotted gar)
Lineage: Eukaryota; Metazoa; Chordata; Actinopteri; Semionotiformes; Lepisosteidae
Source: RefSeq, a predicted model, not a curated record
GGGAAUCUCCAUGUGUGGCCGUCAAUCAGGCAGCGCCUGCCCUCGGCUGCCCCGCCAGCGCGCAGCUCCCCCAGUCCUGCUCCAGUCCCCCUGCGAGACGGUCGAGGCUCCCAGCCGUUGGCCCGAUUGGGAAACACAGCGACGCUCGAGUCACUCAGGAAGCUCUCCUGACGGGAGGCUCCUCGGAUGCUGGAAUAUCGACUUUGUGUCUGUUUUUUCUCACCAAGAAAUUAGUGCAGGAGGCACAAGAGUGGGCUUUUUCUGGAGUUGGAAUAUUUGGGAAGUGACUGUGGGAGAACUUAUCGUGGAUUUCUGAGUUCCCCUUUUCCUUGCCCCUCCUCCAGACCAUCCCCUUUCUGGACGUGUGGCGGCCUGUGGCUCUGAAGCUCCUCACGGUGACUCUUGUCUUUAUCCUGGGAGAGCUCUGGGAGGUUUGCUGGCUGUGAGCCUGUGGAGGUGGGACCAUUUUCUCUCUCUUCCUCUCUUUUCAUCUCCCAGCAAUGGCCUCCUACAAGACUUGGCUGCUGGGGCUGCUGCUGGCUCUGUUGUGCUCCGUCCACACACCCACGGGUCCAGGAGUGAAAGCACAACGGCAGGGUGAAGACAAUGAAAGCAACGGCGAUGAGCAUCACGUAGACGACGACGAUGACGACCAUGAUGACGACAGUAAAGAGAACGACGACGACGAUGACGACCAUGAUGACGACAGUAAAGAGAACGACGACGACAAAGACGACGACGAUGACGACGACGACAAAGACGAUGACGAUGACGACGACGACGACGAUGACGAUGACGAUGACGAUGACGAUGACGACGAUGACGACGACGACGACGAUGACGACGACGAUGACGACGACGACGAUGAUGAUGACAAAGAUGAUGAUGACGACGACGACGAUGACGACGAUGACGAUGAUGAUGACAAAGAUGAUGAUGACGAUGACGACGAUGAUGAUGAUGACAAAGAUGAUGAUGACGAUGAUGACGACGAUGAUGAUGACAAAGAUGACGAUGACGACGAUGAUGAUGAUGACGAUGAUGCCAAACAUGAAGACGACGACGAUGAUGACGACGAUGAUGAUGAUAACGACGAUGAUGACGACGAUGAUGAUGAUGACGACGACGAUGAUGACGAUGAUGUCAAACAUGAAGAUGACGACGACGAUGAUGACGACGACGACGAUGAUGAUGGCAAACAUGAUGAUGACGAUGAUGAUGAAGACGACGACAAUGAUGAUGAGGACGAUGAUGACGAGGACGACGAUGAUGACGAUGACGACGAUGAUGACAGUAAAGAGGACCACCACCAUGAUGAUGAUGAUGAUGAUGAUGACGAUGAAGAAGAUGAUGAUGACGACGAUGACGAUGACGAAGACGAAGACGAAGAGGAGGAAGAAUACCAGGAAGGUUCACUCUGUAGUUACUGCUCUUUCUGUGAGACCUACACCCCUAGAUCUCUUAUUAUAACCAACUAUUUAGAACAAGAAGUCAUGAGCGUAUUUAUUAAACCCUCCCCCCCGUCUCACUCUGCCUCUCUUUCCCAGGUGUGUAAUUUCUGCAAUGUCUGUCCAGUAUGUGACACUGUCUGCAAGCCAGGUGGAUACGUCGAUGAGCUCACUGGGACCCUCUAUCAGACGGUAGCGAAUGUCUUUGAUGAGCCUGGAAACUGAGACUGCCACUGUGUGGCCGGAGGAGGCACUGCAGGAGGGGUGUUUGGGGCAGGUGGGGGGGAGGGGGGUCAAUCGGAGUGAAAGAAAUAAAAGAGAGAAACAAGAUCUUAUUCCUGAAUGAAUGAGUCAUGAAUGAGAAGGGAAGGGAAAGCAGAACUCGUUCACAUGAAAUCCAGGCCGAAUCCCCUAUAGAAGAGCUGCUGCUUCAUGAGGUCCCACGGAAAAUAGACACUCUCCGUGUCACACGGAAGACAUAUUCCACUGAAGGAAAGACAGGAGGAACUGUUUCUACAGAUCUCAAUAAGAAAAUAAAAAUACGACUAUGAGUUCA